This is a messenger RNA of Rotaria socialis, 1374 nucleotides long. The record is from the annotation of a GenBank genome assembly. NCBI's taxonomy places the organism in Eukaryota, Metazoa, Rotifera, Eurotatoria, Philodinida, Philodinidae.
AUGGAGAGAGAAGAAGAAACACAAGCACCCUCCGAAAUGCCUGAUGUACACCGAAUCAGGGAAUAUUGGGAAACUAUAGUUGGUGUGAAAAAGCCUUUCAACUCCAAAAACGUUCAGUUACAAGCAUGGGAACAAUCUCUUUCACAAAUUCCAGAAGAUAGUGACCUUACAGGCCAUCUUACCAAGGAAUUAUGGGAUCGAGUUGUCCGAAAAGCAAAGCCAUGGAAAGCGCAUGGCCCAGAUGGACUUCAAGGUUAUUGGUGGAAAGUAUUUGUUUCUGCUAAUAUGGCGCUACAUAAGCUAGUACUACACCACCUAACAUCUGGAGAAAGCCUACCACAACCAUGGAUUACUGAAGGAAGAAUAGUCCUUAUUCAUAAAGCGGGACCCAAGUCGAAGCCCGAGAAUUUCAGACCUAUAGCUUGCUUAAACACAUGCUAUAAGCUUUUAACAGGGUAUGUCACUAUGUACUUAAAUCAGCAUGUGACGGAACGUAAAAUAAUGCCAAAAGAACAGAUUGCAUUACGAGGCGGUGUAUGGGGUUGUACACAUGCCCUCACACUAGACCAGACACUAAUUUCUGAUGCACAAGAUCAAAAGCAAAGGCCGAUUAGUGUCGCAUGGAUUGACUAUGCAAAAGCGUUCGACAGUGUUCCGCAUAGUUAUAUCAAGUGGUUACUUAGUGUAAUACGUAUCCCAGAUCUGUUAAAGAAAUUCUUGGUUAGCAUUAUGACAAAUUGGAGAGUCCGCUAUGAAGUAAGGAUUAAAAGAGGUCAGACUGAUCGCAGCAACUACCUAAAGAUUCGUUCCGGUGUUCUGCAGGGAGAUAGCUUCAGCCCUUUACUGUUCUGUCUUGCGAUGGCUCCCAUCAGUCAAGCACUUAAUAACGUAUCAGGGGCAUACGUUACGGCCUCAGGAUCAAAGAAAAACCUGCAAUUAUCACUGUCGCAUAUUUUCUAUAUGGAUGAUCUAAAACUAUAUGGAAAUUCACGAGAAAGUCUAGCGAAACAGAUCAAAUGCGUAACAUCAAUUUCUAAGGAUAUAAACAUGGAAUUGAAUGUUAAAAAAUGUGCAGUAGCUCAUUUUUCCCCGAAUCCGCUUGAAAAACAAGUACCUGUGGACCCUGUGACAACAGUUGACAAAGACAUAAAUUUUCCUCUGCUGGAUGCCGAGUCAGUCUACAAGUACUUAGGCAUUCAGCAAAGAUUAGGGGUAAAAGAGCCUGAAGCGUGGGAGCGUGUUGCUGAACGUUGCAGCACAGUAGCUCGUAAAAUAUGGAGCUCCGAACUCACCUUCAGACAAAAAAAUAAAUACUCACAAUGCCACAGUAAAUCCUUCGCUAAAUUAUGUAGCGAGCUGCAUCAUCAAAGGUAA